AUGAAACUGUCUCAAUCUAUCUAUCUAUCUAUCUAUCUAUCUAUCUAUCUAUCUAUCUAUCUAUCUUAUUGCAGUUCAUAUGUAAAUAUAUUAUAUAAGGAAAUGGCUCAUAUUACCCUGACUAUCUAUCUAUCUAUCUAUCUAUCUAUCUAUCUAUCUAUCUAUCUAUAUAUAUAUAUAUAUAUGUAUAUCAGUCUGUUCGCAUCAAUCUAUCUAUUCGAAUCUAUCUAUCUAUCUAUCUAUCUAUCUAUCUAUCUAUCUAUCUAUCUAUCUAUCUAUCUAAUUAUCUAUCUAUCUAAUUAUCUAUUCGUAUCUAUCAUUGAUAUUGCCGAUUUUACUGCUUUUAAACUUCAAUUCAUCUAUCUAUCUAUCUAUCUAUCUAUCUAUCUAUAUAACAUUGGCCAAAUAUCGACUCUCGAUUGGCCCAUAAAAAAAGCACAUUACGAACUCUCUCCCACCAAGUCCGCUUCAACCAACCUGAUUUCCCGGCUUAUUAUUCUUUCGUUGACACAAUUUUUUUUUUUUUUUGAACAUCCAAACUUUUCUUGGCCCUCUCACUGGAAAGUGUUUGCUGUUAACUCUUUCUAUAAAUAA
Molecule: messenger RNA, 594 nt
Organism: Acanthosepion pharaonis
Lineage: Eukaryota; Metazoa; Mollusca; Cephalopoda; Sepiida; Sepiidae
Source: the annotation of a GenBank genome assembly